Molecule: messenger RNA, 1034 nt
Organism: Myxocyprinus asiaticus (Chinese sucker)
Lineage: Eukaryota; Metazoa; Chordata; Actinopteri; Cypriniformes; Catostomidae
Gene: xgb
Product: x globin
Exons: 6
Coding region: 320-934 (204 amino acids)
Molecular function (GO): heme binding; oxygen binding
Source: RefSeq, a predicted model, not a curated record
UGACUCUACGUGACUGGGGGGCAGAUUACAGUUCAAUUAGUUUCUGCUAUUUGUAAUCAGUCCUUAGUACACUCAUUGGGAACAUGGAUAUGAUUAAUGACUUUUAUCGAAGGGGCAGCGAAGCAGCCAUAAUCCUGGAUUAAGGAUCACACAAACAUUGUAAAAAUGAAUGUAUAUGGUUGUGAGUCUCAGAUGUUGGACAGUCAUGAUGAUGGAGAACCAGAGAGACAAUCCGCGAGCAGACAACUAGAGACACAGGGGUAACCAACACCAGCUGACUGUUAACUAACACAACUGAGGAACGUUUAUUCCUGUGAGGAUGGGUUGCGCGAUAUCAGGGUCUGGUUUGACACCGAGAGCACCGGAGAAGAGAGACAGGGACACGGAGAAUGAAGGUGACGCUCCGGCGCAUCUCAGCGAACAUCAGAUCCACAUGAUCAAAGACUCGUGGAGAGUUAUCCAGGAGGACAUCGCCAAAGUGGGAAUCAUCAUGUUUGUCAGGUUAUUUGAGACUCAUCCGGAGUGUAAAGACGUCUUCUUCCUCUUUCGGGAUGUGGAGGAUCUGGAGAGGUUACGCACCAGCAGGGAGCUUCGAGCCCAUGGCCUGCGGGUGAUGUCGUUCAUUGAGAAGAGUGUGGCGAGACUCGAUCAGUUAGAUCGAUUACAGACACUGGCACUGGAACUGGGCAAAAGCCAUUACCGCUACAAUGCACCACCAAAGUAUUAUGGGUAUGUCGGAGCAGAGUUCAUUUGUGCCGUGCAGCCGAUUUUGAAGGACAAAUGGACACCUGAACUGGAACAAGCAUGGAAGACUCUGUUCCAGUACGUCACUCAGAUUAUGAAGGACGGUUAUCUUGAAGAAGAGCGGACCAAACGCAACCAAAUGUUGACGUCCAGUAAAGAACGUCCAGACAAGAGAAACACAGCGAUAUAACACAGCGACAUGUCACUCAUUUCAGCUUAGCUGUGUAUAUAGUGUAUUUAUUUCUUCAAAUGAACCUUGUGUAUGUAUAAAAUGAAUUUAAACAUGUUAA